AAAAACGUCAAGUCUUUGCCUUUAAAUUUGUCGUUGACCCGCCGUGAUUGGCUGCCUGCCUGUCCGGCCAGCCAAUCCAGUGCAGGUGUUUGCCAGGCCUGCCGUUGAGCGCGCGGUGCCCCGAGUGCUGUUUGAAUUGGCGGCUGGAGCGUGGUUUCUCAAACGGGUGAAAAACAAACGGUCAAACUGCGCCGUGAAUAACCCGAACCGCAAACAGCAGACUGGUGUUUUCGCAGCAUUUACCAGGUGCAUCUUCUAAAUGGCACUCUCAAUAGUAUGGUUGGCACUUGCAUUAUUCAGGAUACUGUGGUGCCUGGCUCCACAAACUGGCUAUAUACAUCCUGAUGAAUUUUUUCAGUCACCUGAGGUCAUGGCAGGUGACAUUUUGAACUUGAAGAUCUUUCGUUCUUGGGAAUUCAAUACCAGCUAUCCCAGCAGAUCAAUCCUUUUCCCAAUGGCCACAACUGGCUUUUCCUUCAUUGUCCUGAAAACUUUACACAAUUCUGGAUUAUUUGGCAGUAUCCUAAACAGCUACAGUUUGUUGAUUUUUCCCAGAUUAUACCUGACAUGCCUAUCCUUUAUAUUGGACUACUCUAUAUACCAUUUAGCCUGUCUCUGGGGAGCAGACCCUUGGCAUUCUUUAAUACUGCUGAGUGGGUCACAUGUGAUGUUGGUUUUUUACACAAGGACAUUUUCAAAUGUUAUAGAAGGAGUUCUAUUUGCAUUACUGCUGCUGUUUGUGGCUAUGGACGUACAGCAAACAAGUGUGGCAAUACAUCCUAAGGAGGAGGAAAGAACGAACAAUAAAUAUCUUAUUGGGGUUGUUUUGGUCUCUGGAUUUUUUAAUAGGCCCACAUUCAUUAGUUACGCUUUAAUGCCAAUGAUCUUGUGGCUUUCUCAUGAUCAGAAAGAAAAGUUUCAAUUCAACUUAAGAACAAUACUGAAAACAUCAUUUAGCAUUUUUUCACCUGUAAUUGUAACCAGUUUCAUUUUCAUUAUUAUUGAUACACUAUAUUUUAAUUUAUUGGUUUCUGAAUUUGAUUGGUUUAUGGAAGAUAGAUAUUCUAUACACAAACAUAUCAUUAAUCUAAGUAAAAACCUAGUUUUAACUCCACUUAAUUUCAUUUUGUAUAACUUGGAUCCAGACAACCUUUCUGUACAUGGGAGGCAUCCCUGGUUUACACAUCUGACUGUUAAUGGUUUUACAAUGUUUGGUGCUCUUCACUUGUCAGCUUUUGUAUCUGUUAUCAGAAUUAUAACUCAGAAGUCUGUUGGCACAGGUAGGUGUCAUGACCCAAAGAAACAGCAGUUUGAUAAGAGAUUACGAAUGCAGUUUCCUGCUCCCCCUCCAAUUACUAGGUAUUUAAUUUUGGUUUAUUUUGUUCCUCUAAUCAUUCUGUCCUUGUUCAGUCAUCAGGAGGCACGGUUUCUUACUCCACUCAUUAUACCAAUUGUUAUACAUAGUGUUUUAAAUUAUGAGAUAUUGAGGGGGAAAGCUGUAAUUGUUGUGUUUAACAUUUUAUGUUCUGUACUUUUUGGCUGUCUGCACCAGGGUGGCUUAAUUCCUUGUUUGUCCUAUUUAGAAAAUGUUUUGCAUUCAAAAGAUCCCAUAGCUAACCAGUCUGAGCAUGAUUUGAUAUUUUAUCACACCUACAUGCCUCCUAGAUAUCUCUUGAACAUCAAAUCAGACCAAGAGUGUAUCAGAAUCAUUGACUUGGGAGGGUCUGAUGUGUCUAUACUCAAUAACACAGUGAAUGGAUUGCACGACAAUUUCUCAAUGCACUUGACAAAGUGCUUGUCCAAGCACAAUGGGAAUAAUCAGGAAAUAAAUAUUUAUAUUAUUGCACCUGGCACUGUUCAAGAUGAUAUCAAAAGCUGUGGCUUUCAUUGGAAAACUGUUGCAUCGUUCUUCCCUCAUUUAACUAUGGAAGAUCCACCUGAUAUUUCUUCUUUUCUUUCUGAAGAUGGAUUGAACCAGCUGAGUCUUUACAUUUUCAAAGUGCACACAAAGUCAAAGAUUUAGAAUAUUAAGAUUACAGCUAAUUUGUGAACUCAGUUCUGUUUUUCCAAAAAGGCCAUAUGCUUUCAUUCCCCUCGAGACCAAAUACUAUUGCAUUUCAGUCUUGAAUACACUCAAGACUGAGCAUCCACAAUGCAGUGGAGAAUUUCAAAGAUUCACAGUAUUCUGUGUAAGGGGAGGAGCGGGGUGUGGGACAACAUGUAAACAUCCAAACUGUCCAGUCUACUCAGAAUUUUAAAAGAUUAAUUGAGACCACACAUCAUUUUCCUAAACUCCAGAGCAACUAUAUUUUGAAGAUGUCAUUUUAACUUCUUCUGUGAUGUAUUUAUAUACUUACAUUUGCAGAAAUGCUGGCUCUCGGUGACUAUAAAUUAUUAGAGUCUUUCAGGUGAUUUACAAAAGGUACCAUAUAUGGCAUUUUGUUGGUAAGAAACGUAGAUCAAGUUCAAUGUAAGUUAGGAUUAGGUAUUAAAAGUACAAGAAUGAGUUUUAUUUAUAUGCUUCAUUUAACAUAUUUAGGGCAGCACAGUGCUAAAUUGUCCACAGUGUUCAGGGAUGUGUAGGUUGGGUGCA
Molecule: messenger RNA, 2593 nt
Organism: Chiloscyllium plagiosum (whitespotted bambooshark)
Lineage: Eukaryota; Metazoa; Chordata; Chondrichthyes; Orectolobiformes; Hemiscylliidae
Product: GPI alpha-1,2-mannosyltransferase 4-like
Biological process (GO): GPI anchor biosynthetic process
Cellular component (GO): endoplasmic reticulum membrane
Molecular function (GO): alpha-1,2-mannosyltransferase activity
Source: RefSeq, a predicted model, not a curated record